AUGUCUAAAACUACCGCUAUCAUUUCAAGCGGUUUUACAAGUUCAUCAUUAUCACCACCAACAUAUACUCUAGCUGUAGUUAGUAUUAAUCCAUUAUCAGGUAAAUCAUCAUUAUGUAAACGUCUUAUUGAUUCAAAUAUUGAUAAUUAUCAAUCAUUUUUAUUAAAAAAUAAAUCCACUAAUAAUCAACAUAUAGCAACAUGGUUUUAUUGGGGUACAGUAAGACAUCGACGUUCAGAUGAAAAACGUGAAGCAUUAUUUCAUUUAAUUGAACAUUCAACAAUAGCUAUUGAUGAUAAUGAACAAUAUGAUAAUUAUAUAAAACGUAUAACAUCAUUAACAUUACGUCCAGAAGAAAAAUUUCAAAAUGAUUCAGAUUAUCCACAAAUAAAAACAUUUCCAAAAGAUAAAAUAACCAUUGAUGUUUUUUUAUGUAUACAUGAUUUAUCAUUAUCGAAACAAACAUCCGAACUUUUAUUUCUUCUUCAUUCAUUAUUUAAAACACGUCGUCCUGUAUUGAUUAUAACAACGAAAAAUGAUUUAAUUGAAAAUCAAUCCGAUUGUGCAUUACAAUUUGAACAAUCAAUACGUCGUUCAUCAUCAAAUGAUUCACAAUUAUUAUUAAAUAUACCUAUUAUACAUACAUCAGCAAAUGAACAUGUGAAUAUUCAAGCUGUACUUGAACUUGCUUUAUAUGCAUGUGAUGAACCAAUAUUAUUAUCAUCAUCAUCAAGAAAAUCUUCACAUUCAAAUAUACUAAUGAUUAAAUAUAUUCCACCAACAUAUAAAGAUGCCUAUAGAAAUGAACAAUCAUUAAAACAUGUUAUACAAACUGAAUAUAAAACGUUACUAACAAGACAUGUUUUAGAUUUUCGAUUAGGUUCAUGGAUAAAAUUUUAUACUAAUUGGCAACAUCAUACAAGUAUACAAACAUUUAUUGAUAUGUUCGGAAAACAACAAGCUGAACGUUUAUAUGAUGAACAUAUUGAUGAAUUAAUAAGAAUAUCAAGACAAAAAUUAAUUGAUGAAAGAUUAAUUCCAAUUGUUGAAUUACUUGUUACAGAUCAAAAAACGAAAUUAUCAAGAAAUUGGGAUUAUGUACGUUUACAAAUGCAAAAACAUCCUCGUUAUUCGUCAACUGUGAUACCAUCUUCGAUGUGGUCAGAUUCUGAGCAUAACAAUGGAGAUCAAUCCUCAUCUUUAAUCAUUCCCGAUGAUAUACUCGAUACAGUUGAAGCUCGUCUUCGUUUUGAAUCUUAUAUCAAUAGUCGUCAAUUAGAACAAACUCGUCGUGCAAAUUGUCGUUCAUUUUUUGAUUUAUUAAAUCGUUUUUCUGAUGCUGGCCUUGUUCAAUAUGGUCAUUCCUAUGAAAAAGAUUGUGUUUAUUUUUUGGGUCGUGAAUGUUAUGAAUCAUUAAAUGCUCAAGAUCGUCUACGUGUAUUUGCAUUUCAUCAAUCAUAUCUUUAUCGUUUAUUAUGUUUAAAAUUUGUUGAAUUAUUAUUGGAAUCAUUUGAAAUAUUUAUUAAUACAUUUCAAAAAAUGAAUUCAGCAACAACACAUAAAUUAAGUAAUGAUAGAAAAAUUACUACUCUCACUAUUGAUGAUAUAUUCGAAAAAGAAAUAAUUCAACAAAUAAAACAUGAUUCAAGAUAUCAAGCAUUAAAUAAUCGUGAAACAGAUCGUCAUAGAUUAAUUAUGUGUCAUUGUCAUUUUUUAUAUGAUUGUAUUUAUUAUCCCCCAACAAGAAAUCUAAAUCGAUUAUUAAAACAACGUAAACGUUCAUUUAAACGACGAAAAUCUUCAUUACAAUCAUUAUAUAGUCAUAAUAUAAAUAUUGAUGAAAAUUUUUGUCCAUAUACACGUAGAUUCUCAUUAAAUACUUAUGAAAAUGAAGGAAUAAAUAAGAAAAAAUUUGAAAUUGGUUGUCCAAUGGAAGAAACAUGUGCCGAUGUACGAAUUAUAAAUGAAUUUUUUUCUUUAACACCUUUGAAGAAAAAUGUUAAUAAAAAUAUUUUAAUUUGUGGAAAUGAGAAUGAUAUGAGUAAUUGUCUUCGAAUACUUUCCAAUGAUUCAUCGUUGAUCAAUGAAUUUCAAAUUAAUUUAUGGACAUUAAAUAAUGUCAAAACACAAUCAAUAAAUGGUUGUCUUAUUGUUUCACCAACAGGUCGAGAGAUUCUCGAAGAAUUUAUUUCUCAAAAGCGAUUCCCUAUUAAUAUUAAAACUAUUCCAAUUGUGAAUCUAAGUUUUCAACUUCUUAAUGAUUCCACUCAGAACAUUCCAAAUGAAAUAACAAUCGAACAACUUAGAUCAUCACUUGAACAACUUUUAUCAAAUGAAAAAAUUGUGUCAACUAAAAAUCAAUUUGAUCUUCGAAUUGUAAUUUGUUUCAUGUGUGGCGGAGAAAAUAAUGAUGUUGAAAAAUUUUUUUCUCAAUUAUCAUCACGUUUUUCUCUUAUGGUAACUAAUCAAUAUGGAGAAUUAUCAUUUGUUGUUAAUGCUUUUAUUGGACGAUCAAAUAGAAAAAUUCAAUUUAUUCCUGUUUCAUUUCAUUUAAUAUUUACUAUUAAACUAAUUGAUUUUGAUGGAUUUAUUUUAUUCUAUGAUCAAGAUCGAAAAGCAGCUAUGAAUACAAUGACAUAUUUGGAAAAACACAUUUCAACAACAUUACAAAAUGAAUUAUUAAAAAAAGCUGAUGAUAAUGAAGAAAUGGUUGGAACAAAAAUAAUACAUCCACCUAUUUACAUAUUAUCUUAUAUUAAAGAUUUAUCUACGUCGAAUAUUAAAAAAUAUCCUCAUACCGAUCAUAGUGUUCAAUCUCAUCAUGGAACAAUAAGAAAUUUUGUUGAAUCUCACCUUUUACCUUUUCUUAAUCAAUGUUGGACUGGAAAAAAUGGUAAUACAAUUGAGAAUGAUUAUUGUCAAAGAGACAAACUUCUUAUUGGUGUUACAUCUUAUUUUGAUCGUGCAACUCAUGUAUCAGCUAGCGAUCUAAUGACAUCUAGUCUUGAACGUACACAUAAACAAUUAUUAACAAAUAGUGUAAAUGAUCGAGCAGGUUCUUUAGUAUUAUCAAGUAAAUCAAACGAACAUUCACCACGACAUCAAUCUUCAAUAUUAACACCAACAAACCACGAACAAAUGUUUUCUUAUCGAUCUUACUCAUAUGUAUCGAUAUCAAAUAAUGGUGCUGAAUCAACAAUAGUUCCAACAACACCUGUUGAUCCAUCUGUAAAAAAUCUUGGUUUAAUAUCUCCAUCAUCGAUAUCAACGUCAUCGAUAUCUGAUAGUCAACAUCAACAAUUUAAAAAAUCAACUAGUAUGCGUUUUGCUAAACUUAUGGAACAUCCAACCGAUGGUACCAGUUACCAAUCAUCACCCAGUAAUGCAAAUAAAGAAAGUUCAUUAACAAAACAUAGCCGAAUAAACGAAAUCUCAUCAAGAUUAUCAUCAUCAGAAGACAUGAAAUUUCAUUUAUAUAAACAUCGAACUGCUCCACAAGUUAAAGUACCAUUAGCUACACCCGAAAUAAUUGAAUUCAAUGAAUCAAUAGCAACACCUUUUUCUAUUAAACAAUAUUCUGAUACAUCACUAGUUUUAUCCAAUAAUCAUACUGAUGAUAUACCAGCCGUCAAUUCUUCAUCAUCAUCACCGCCUACAAUCCAUCAACAAAAUCAAAAUCAUAGUAGUACAGUGGAUGAAUCGAUUACAGACUCAUCAAAACAAACAAGAGCAACUGAUUCAUCUUCUGAUAGUUCAAGUGAUGAACUUUUGCUAAAUCAACGUGAAUCAUCAACAACAUUACAUAAUAUAAAUUCACCAACAAAUAAUCAACAACAAAGUACUGUUACUUUACAAAGAAAAGUAUCAGAUAGAAAAUCAAAACGUGUACGUGCUAAACAAAAUGAUGUUACAGGUUUAACAUCGAGUAAUGAAGUAUUAAAAAAAACUGGAUCUGAUGAUGAAAUUUUAGUCGAUGAUGAUAAACGUCUUCCACAACAGCAACAUCCAAAAAAGAAACGUCGACCUAGUUUUAAAAGACGAAAAAAAGCUGUUUAUGAUCAAGCACAAACUGAUUCCGGAAUUGAUUCUCGCAUGGAAUCAAAAGACACGCAUAAAAUUAGUAUUGCCCCCGAACCAUCAUCAUCAUCAAAUGUUGUCAUAUCGAACGAAGAUGAUUCAAGUAUAGGCGAUUAUACAAAAGAUAGUAAAAAUACAUCCAUUGAAGAACUUGAAGAACGACCAACAGCUAAUUGGAUUCGUCGUCAAUUACAAUAUUUUGCUCAAGUUCGACGUGAUAAAAAUGAUUUAAAAACUCGUUCUCCUGCUGCAACAGUCACAUCUAUUUCUUCGCCACCAUUACCUUCAUUUAAAGCAACAAUGACUUCAACUCCUCCAAAUUCAACUACAAGUGCAUCUCCAUUAUCAUCUGUUGAAAAUUCUCAUCAUCAUUCUCCACUACGUUUAUCAUUAAGUCGUUGUAUUCAAUCAAAGGAAUCAGGUGUACCGUUAUUUAUUGAAAAAUGUAUUACAUUUAUUGAAGCAUAUGGAUUAGCUGUUGAAGGACUUUAUCGAGUAUCCGGAUUUAAAAAUCAAGUUGAAUUAGUUAUUAAUAAACUUACUGAAGAUCCAUCAUAUGACCUUCAUUUAUUACAAGUUCCAGCAAGUGCAGUAGCAACAGCAUUAAAAGACAUGAUGAGAAAACUUGAUGAACCACUAUUAUCAUUAGAAUUAUUUGAUGAAUGUAAAAAUUUAACAAUUGAUCAACUACGUGAACAAAAUUUUACUUCAUUGCGAAAAGCUUUGUCUCGAACAAGUGAACUUAAAUAUCGAACAAUCAAGUUUAUUUUUAAACAUCUUCAUUUUGUUUCACAACAUGCUGCUUCGACACAUAUGGAUUCAUCAAAUUUAGCUGUUUUAUGGUGGCCAAAUUUGUUUCAACCACAAUUUCGUGAUUUACGUACAGCUGAACAAACAUGUCAAAGAGCGAAACCAUUAAUUCAAGCAAUUAUUGACAACUAUCCAAUAAUCUUUUCUUCGGAUGAAAUAAAAUGA
Messenger RNA from Rotaria sp. Silwood1, 5052 nucleotides. The record is from the annotation of a GenBank genome assembly. Lineage: Eukaryota; Metazoa; Rotifera; Eurotatoria; Philodinida; Philodinidae.